Molecule: messenger RNA, 3681 nt
Organism: Lytechinus variegatus (green sea urchin)
Lineage: Eukaryota; Metazoa; Echinodermata; Echinoidea; Temnopleuroida; Toxopneustidae
Product: actin cytoskeleton-regulatory complex protein PAN1-like
Exons: 3
Coding region: 519-3656 (1045 amino acids)
Source: RefSeq, a predicted model, not a curated record
ACCUCAACAUCAUGCGUAUAAAUAGAAUAACCGAAAACGGGAUCAAUAUCAUCUCCCCACCCCUUUGUAAAACAAAGUAACAAAGACACGAUCAGAAGUUCUUAUCGAUCGAUUCGAGCUUUCGUCUUCUUCUUCUCCUCAGUUACCAUAAUACACCGUAUACUAACAUUCCCAUACCGUGACGUAUUAUUACGUAUCAUUGAAUAGUCUUUACUAUUUCAUGUCACAUAAGGUGAAUAUUAUAUACAGCUAUAUUCUAAAAGAGACGGAUAAAGAAAUACAUGGAGAUUUCGAAACUACAGAUAUUCGCGUUUUUUAAAAUCUAAUUCCUGGAAAUUAAUCAGGAAACAGAAUGUUUCUCGAAAAUGCUUAUCAAGCCGUUUUGGAAAAAGAUGUUAGAGAUGUGAGCAGGCCUGGAGAUAACUAAAUAAUUAUGUUUGGAGAGACGAAGAGCUACCAUGGAAUUCAUCGCCAUAAAUAAUUAUGAUAUGAACGAACUAUGUCAGUGACCUCGCGGGAUGGGUGACAUUCAGACUUUCAGCUACGUCGCCCCUCCGAAGAAAAAGAAAAAGAAGAAGAAACCCCCAGGCGACAAAGAUAACCCAGAGCAGAAGGACGAGGAAGAGAAGAAACAAGAACCGAAACCUGAGGAGGAUGAGGAGCUGGUGAAAGAGAGACAACGCCGGGAAGAGUCUUUGAGGAGGGCUGAGAUUUUGAAGCAGAGGAAACGGGCAGAAGCAGGAAGGGGUAGAGGAAGAGGCAGAGGUAGGGGAAGGGGGAGAGGAAGAGGGCGUCCUCCAUCACAAGGAAGGGGUGCACCUCCACCUAGAAGUGCAGAUGGUGGUGAUAAUCAGGACAGAGGGAGAGGACGAGGAAGGGGUAGAGGCAGAGGAAGGGGGUCUCGUCGAGUUGGAACUCUCAGCAACAAACCACCCCUUGAGAGCAUCCAGGAGGGACACGAAAGCCGGGUCUCCACCCGUCAGGCUUGGAGCAGACCACCAACAUCUCAACAACAGGAAGAGGAGAAAAGAAAACGAGAAGAGGAGGAGAAAAGAAAACGAGAAGAGGAAGAAAGAUUGAGGGAAGCCGAGGAGAAAAGGAAACUUGAGGAAGAGGAGAAAAGGAAAGAGGAAGAAGAGGCUAGAAAGAGACAAGAGGAAGAAGAAAGAAAACGAAAGGAAGAAGAGGAAAGAAAGCAGAAGGAAGAAGAAGAGAAGCGUAAGGAAGAAAAUAAGCCAAAGGAAACGAAACCUGCCAACAAGUUUACGAGGGUUGCCAGGAUGUCGUUGUUUAUGAAGAAAAUGUUUGGCAAAAAGGAACCAGUUGAGGAGGCGCCUGAGCCCCAAAAGGAGGAUGAACAGAACAAAGAAGAAAAACCAGAAGAGGAAAAGCCAGAAGAACAAAAGCCAGAAGAUGAACCACAGCAAGAAGGAACAUCCGAAGAAGCCAAAGAAGAAGAGGAGCCAAAACCCGAGGAACCUACGGAAGAAGUAGCUGAGGAGAAGAAAGAUCUUGAAGAAACAGCAGAGAAUCCGGAGGAAAAACCAGUGGAGGAUGUCAAAGACGAAGAAACAAAAGAGGACACACCGAAGGAGAGUGAUAAAGAAGAAGAGGCUGGAAAUACUGAAGAUAAAGCAGAGGUUAAGGAUGAAGAUCAGCCGAAAGAGGUUGAGGAAGAGGAAAGUAAAUCCGUUGUUCAGGAAGAUAGAUCGACAGAAGAACCCAACGAGGUGACUGAACAGCCUCCCGAAAAUCCUCCAGAGGAAGCAAAGACAGAACAAACUGUAGCGGAAGAGAAUAAAGCUGACAACUCCCUGGAGGAAGAUGAGGAAGUGAAGGAAAAACAAAGGGGUAUACUGUCGAAGUUAUUUGGGAGGAAGAAAAGUAUCUCAAGUAAGACAGGAUCACAAGUAACAUUACGAACUCCAAGCAUGGCCAAUAUCAAUGCCUCAAGGACAACUUUAAACAGCAUCAAAGAGGAGUCAGAUAAAGGAGCUGGGUGGGGGAAAGUUAAGUCUCUAUUCUCACGUGCAAAAACCCCAACACCAGAACCACCUAAGGAACCUACUCCACCACCGCCUCCACCUCCAAAGGAACCGACCCCUCCACCACCACCUCCCCCAGAGGUUGCUAAGAAAGUAAUAGAUGAUGAAACAGCGGGUGCUGCACCAAAUCUUGCAGAUAAACCACUUGGUGACAACACAAACAGACCCAUUGUCAUCAUCAAUGCAUCUGGCAGUGAUUCCGAGUUCCAGAAGACUUUGAUUGCAGCUUUGGGAGGGAAAGUCCCAGAUGAGGUUGAAGGAGAACAGCCAAGGGUCCAACAACCAAAUGGUAGGGCAUAUGGUGGUUUUCAAGGAGGAGUGCCAGGGAAUCCAAUGAUGAUGCCCAUUAUGAUGCCAUACCCAAUGCCACCUCCACCAAUGCCAUACUAUGGCAUGAACCCAUACGGCUAUGGGCCUCCUAUGAUACCACCACAACCACAAAUGCAAUAUCCUCAUGGACAGUAUCCGCAGCAACAGCCACCACCACCACCCCAACAAACCUAUGAGCCAAUCAACCAACAGCAGAGAGAUUUCAUUCAGAACAUGCCCAUUAGUGGCGCACAAGUUCAACCAAAGAAAGAAGUCUUGUCAGCAACAGAGCAGCUUAUUGAAACAAACCCGGCCAGAGUCAUCAGUGAACCUGCUGCAAAGCCACAAUGGUCUAAGAAAGAGCAGAAACGUGAGGAGAUCCGUCUCCGCGUCAGGAAGAAACUUGCUCAGUCUGUACAGCAGGUUGAAGAAAACGUACAAUUCAGUGAUGAGCAGUUUGAAGACAGUGAUAUCGAUGAUGAAUUCUACAAUGCUACCUUGCGGAAGAGGGAUCGGAAAAAGAAGAGAUCAAUAGCUGACUUCAAUGAGCUGCAAAAGGAAGAGAUGGCCAGGAAAUCCAAAAUAGAAGCGGAGGAAAAAGCCAGAAGAGAAGCAGAACUUCAGGAGGAGAUGCGUCGUAAGGUGGCUGAAGAUGGAAUGAACACUCUUCUUGCCAUGAUCAAAGGAGAAGAAGUUCCUGAGGACAAACCCAAUGAAAGUGAUGGCGAUGAGAAAAGUGAAACAGGUAAUCCUCCCAAGGAGACAGAUAAACAGGAACCCGUGACGACUGAUCAGGAGCUUCCGAAGAAGAGCUCAAAAAAAGAAUCCAAGAAAAAGAAAGACUCUUUCAAAAAGCCCUUUGACAUAGACGCUGAAUCUCCCAUUAUAUUCCCAAAUGAACAAACCUAUGAUGACUUCAGUAGAUUUGUGUCUGAAUUCACCAAAGCAAAUGGAUUCACUUCGCCAUCUCCAACGGGAGACAGAUCCCCUGCUCCUGCGGAUGAGAAGGUGUCGGCGUCAAGUUCAGAGAACCCUUCCCCUUUCAGUAUCACCAUUGCAGACGACCUCAUGGCAAUGAUAAGCAACUCAUCAAGUCCUGCAAGGACUCCAAACAAGUCCUCAAGCAGUCGAGAUAAAAAUCCUAAGACAGCUAAAAGGCAGGAAAACCUUGCAUCUGUUGGGUCAUCAUCUCCAACGGCCGACUUGCAGAAGAAGCAGAAGACGGAUGCUCAGCAAUGGUUGUUUGAUGCUCAGGUCAAGCUCUUAGAGGCCAAAAGACUUCUUAGUCCACAUUCAAAAUAAAUAAUGUGAUCGUUGGUCUGAUGGA